GGCGCUGCCGAGUGAGUGAUUUACGAGGGGUGGCGGGAGAGAAUUGAUAGUGAAAUACGAGCGCGCUGUAUUUGUGUUUUAGCAAAAAGAAAAAGCGCGCGCAGAAGAAGGAUUUUGUACAUUGUAGAAAAAUGACUGCAGAGUAAUUGAUUGUAACAUUACUUGAAAUUCAUCAAGUUCACAAAUGAUGGUUCACAAGUUUUUCAAGAGAUGCUGAAAGCGGAGAGUGUAGAUAAUAAAUUCAACUUUGUAAUUAUGUCAUGUUGCACUUGGAAGUCCAACGAGAAGAAAACACACAGAACGAGAGAGAGAGAGAGAGAAAUUCCAAGAAAGUCAGAUGAAGUGAGAUUUAAGUUAUUCUUAAUUCCGGGAGUCUUGGCUUAAAUUAAUUGACUGUGGAAGGGUGGGAUGAGAGAGAGAGAGUUGGUCAUGUGUGCAUCUGCCACCAGUUGGAAAUUCGUCGGGAGAGAGAGAAAGAACAGAGUGCGGAUGAUGUAUUUGCACAUGAGUCAGCUUGAGACGACAUUGCGGUUGGCCAGGAGCUGCAAACUCAAUUCCUCCGUACCAAGAUCCAGGCGAUGGGAUUACCAAGGGAGGCCACUUGAGAGUCCGACUGCUGAAGAUUUAUUCCUGCCCAAUUGAAUUGACACCGCGAGCGGUUCGGCGAGUGUCCUGUGUGAGAAACAGCAAGUGCCACAGCCAGAAGAAUUGUGUAGUUGCGCCGUCGUCUGCCAGAUGCACUUCAUAUCAUUUUCAAUUUUCACAGAUGAGAGAACUUUAAGAGGAUGAAACAUUUUCACAUGUCUCGUGAAGAGAUUCUUUGCCCCACUGAAAAUUGCAUUUUUGGGUGGCGCGCACAAGGAGCGGGCGACCUGUGGCAGAGGAGGAGCAGAAGCUCCGGCGAGCUGAGCAAAAGAACACGGGAAAAAAAAGCGAGGAAAAUGGUGAAAAGUUGUGCAGUGCAAGUGCUCGUGGUCUUCAUUGUCGUUGCGGCGUCAGGAAGUGGCGCUGGCGGUGAAUGUCCCGGCAGAUGCAGCUGCAUUCAGCAGACCGUUCGAUGCACGAGGCUGGAGUUCCAGGCCAUCCCAGAAGUGCCGGCAGACACAAACAUUGUAGAUCUUCGCUACAAUCGCAUUCGCGAAAUCCCAUCGAGAGCUUUCUACGGCAAGACACAUCUGCAUACGAUUUUCCUGAAUGAGAAUCAAGUGUCAAGCAUCGAGGCGGCUGCCUUCGAAGGCUUGCCAUCUCUCAAGUAUCUCUAUCUCAACAACAAUCGCAUCUCGCGUGUGGCGCCGAAUGCUUUCGCGAGCUUGAACAAACUGCAGAGUCUCUUUCUCUACAAUAAUCGCCUCGCCACGGUUCCGGAGGGUCUGCUCAAUGGCAUGAAGUCCCUGAGAAGACUCCGUCUCGAUGGCAACGCCCUGGAGUGUGAUUGUCGCCUUUUGUGGCUGCUGAAGCUUCUCACAAAUCCCACAACCAACUUCCAAAUUGCCGCCACGUGUUCCUCACCCAGCAACUUGGCAGGAAAGAACAUCUACGUGGUGAAGGAGAGCGAUUUGCACUGCACAAUGCCGAAGAUUGCUCCCUCGCCGAAGAGCUUGAGAGCUCAGCUGGGACAAUCGGUGACGAUUCCAUGUCAAGCCAGUGGUGCUCCGAAUCCUGACAUUGUGUGGAUGAAGAACUUCAAUGAGGUGGACAAGGCAAAUCCUCGGAUUCAUGUGAUGUCCGAUGGCGCCAUUGAGAUUGCCAACAUGACUCAGGAGGACUUUGGUUCAUAUGAAUGCAUUGCGCGCAAUAUCAUGGGCGAAACACACUCGGAAGCGGUGAAGUUGGAUCCAAUGGAGGAGCGAGUAAAGUUGCAGUUCAUCGAGCAGCCACAGAAUCUGUUUGUUGACUCGCCAGCAGCCAUUGUUAUGCACUGUCGCGCGACAGGCGAUCCGGAACCAAAUGUUAUUUGGUCACUCAAUGGCUCUCCACUGCAAUUGUCUCAGCGCCAUCACGUCCUCUCAAACGGUUCACUGGCCAUCGAACCGUCCAGCAGCGCCGAUUCUGGGACCUACAAAUGCGAUGUCAGUAACAAAUAUGAGACAAUUUCCGCCAGCGCAGAAAUCAUGGUGGACGCAAAAGUAAUAGAGAUUUCUCCUCAUUCCGUGAUUCCGAGAUUUGUGGUCACUCCGGAGAAUCACACGGCGAGAGUGGGCGAGGAAGUUGUCCUGAAUUGCGAGGCGGAGGGAAAUCCCAGUCCAACAAUCUCUUGGGAGCACGAGGAUGGCCAGCAAAUUGUGUUCACGGGCCGGAUUUAUCUCACGGGCAAUCAGCUACACAUAAGAGACGCCAAGGAAUCUGACUCAGGUUUGUACAUCUGCGUGGCGGAGAAUACAGUGGGAUCAUCUGAGACGGUGGCUUCUGUGGAGAUACACAGCAUCGCGAAUCCGCCUCAUCUCAUCAUAGAGCCGUACGAUUUGGAGACUCUUCAGGGCGCCACAAUUGAGCUGCCCUGCAUGGGGGAUGGCGAACCGCCGCCGCAGGUCAAGUGGAAGAAGGACGGAAGGACGAUUAUUCCCACGGAUCGCUUCAGAACUGCCGAGUCGGGAAGUCUUCACAUCGCCAACGUGACGAUUCUCGAUUCAGGACGCUACGAGUGUUCCAUCACAAAUGAAUUUGGCAGAGCAACAGGUCAAGGGCUGUUAAUUGUGAGGAAACCGGACGAAAUUGCACCGGGAGAGAAGUUCGUGCGGAUGGCGUUUGCAGAGGCGUUCAAGGAAGUGGACACGGCGAUUAAUCAAACUGUGGCAUCGCUCUUUUCGCCCGAAGCUCGCAACACGCACGAUUACGGAGAGAAAUUCCGCGUAUUCCGCUUCCCUAAUGAGCCUUCGCGGGAACUGGCCAGAGCUGCUGAGGUGUACGAAAGGACGCUGGUGAACAUCCGAAGGAACAUUGACAGCGGCAAAGUGAUGAUGGCCAACAAGACGGACUUCAACUACACGGAAGUGCUCUCCGCCGAGCAUUUGGAGCUGAUUGCCAGCCUGUCGGGAUGCCAGGCGCACCGGCUGAAGCCGAACUGCACGGACAUGUGCUUCCACGGGAAAUACAGAACGGUCGACGGGACGUGCAACAAUCUGCAGAAUCCCACGUGGGGCGCCUCGCUGACGGGUUUCCGCAGAAUCCUGAGUCCUGUGUACGAGAACGAGCUGAGCAUGCCCGUGGGUUGGACGAAGGGGAGGUUGUACAAUGGAUUUCCGCUGCCCAGCGCUCGCCUGGUGUCCAGCAAGAUGAUCGCCACGGAGCAGAUCACGCCGGACAGCCGAAUCACGCAUAUGGUUAUGCAGUGGGGCCAAUUUCUUGACCACGAUCUCGACCACGCCAUUCCGUCUGUGAGCUCGGAGAGCUGGGACGGCGUGGACUGCAAGAAGACAUGCGACUUUGCCGCUCCUUGUUACCCCAUCGAAGUGCCAGCGGACGACGUGAGAGUGAGCAAUCGGCGCUGCCUGGACUUUGUGCGCUCCAGCGCGAUCUGCGGCUCUGGACAGACAUCGGUGCUCUUCGGGCAGAUCCAGCCUCGCGAGCAGAUCAAUCAGCUCACUUCCUUCCUGGACGCUUCCCAAGUUUAUGGAUAUUCCAAGCAGUUCGCCGGCGACUUGCGCAACAUGACUGCCGAUGAGGGGAAACUGAGGAUUGGACUACACUUCCCGGGACAGAAGCCUCUGCUGCCCUUCGCCUCACCGACGGAUGGCAUUGAUUGUCGUCGCGAGAUUGGCGAGAGCAACGUGAACUGCUUCACAGCUGGAGACAUUCGAGUGAAUGAGCAAGUUGGUCUUCUGGCCAUGCACACGAUCUGGUUCCGGGAGCACAACAGAAUUGCUGACGUGUUGCGACUCUACAAUCCUCACUGGGACGGAGAGACACUGUAUCAUGAGGCGCGGAAGAUCGUUGGAGCUGAGAUGCAGCACAUCACUUACGCACACUGGUUGCCAGUCAUUCUGGGCGAGGAAGGAGUGAAGAUGCUGGGAGAGUAUCAAGGGUACAAUCCUCAGCUGAACCCCUCGAUUGCUAAUGAAUUCGCCACGGCGGCUCUUCGCUUUGGCCACUCGCUCAUCAAUCCCAUUCUCCAUCGCUAUGACGCCAACUACAAGGAGAUUCCGCAGGGUCAUUUGCCGCUGCAUCAGGCUUUCUUCGCGCCCUGGCGAUUGGUUUACGAGGGUGGCGUGGAUCCGCUCAUGCGUGGCCUCUUCCUCACGCCGGCGAAGCUGAAGAAGCCACAAGAGAAUCUCAAUGUGGAGCUCACGGAGAAGCUCUUCCACUCUGCUCACGCUGUGGCGCUGGAUCUGGCGGCGAUUAACAUUCAGCGAUCACGAGAUCACGCCAUUCCCACGUACAAUGAGUUCAGGAAAUUCUGCAAUCUCACCGUGGCGACGACUUUCGAUGACUUCCGUGCGGAGAUUUCCAGUGAACAGGUGCGAAAGCGCCUCAAAGACAUCUACGGCCAUCCCAGCAAUGUGGACAUUUGGGUGGGAGGAAUUUUGGAGGAUCAGGUGGCUGGUGGGAAGGUUGGACCGCUGUUCAGAUGCUUGCUGGUGGAGCAAUUCUGUCGUCUUCGCGAUGGUGACAGAUUCUGGUAUGAGAAUCCGUCGGUCUUCAAGACCGAUCAACUUGUCCAGAUCAAGCAAUCCUCACUUUCUCGCGUGCUGUGCGACAAUGGCGACAAUAUCACUGAGAUCAGUGAGGAUGUCUUUGUGCUGUCGCACCUGCAAGACGGCAUGAAAAUGUGCGAGAAGAUUCCCGAGAUGGAUUUGCGCUUCUGGAUGGAUUGCAGCGGAUGCAAACCGCGUCCGCAUCAAAGCGGUGAACUUGUGCGUCGUCGAAGAUCCCUGAAUGAGAGCGCCGCACAGGAGAGUGACAGCAAUUGGGUGGACAUGAAUGACGAGCGGAUUGAGGGCCUCGAGAUGACCAUUGAGUCUUUCCAGAAGACACUCAAGCAAAUGCGGCGCAAGCUGAAGAAGCUGGAGGCGACGUGCCAGGCGACGAGCGGCAAAGUGCAGAAGAUUCACGGACACUGCACUGACUGGGGCGGGAUUCGGCGGCUGAACAACGAGGUGUGGAAGGAGGACGCGUGCACGCAGUGCGAGUGCAGACACCGCGAAGUGCACUGCGUGCGUGACAAGUGUCCGGAGACGGAGAAGUGCGCCAACGGAGCCACAGCGACUAAAUCCCCAACGGAUUGCUGCCCAGUUUGUCCGGCCGAAGUCACACCGAGCGCCCCGCCGGAAGUCUCAAGCGCUCCGGCGGCCUAAGGAGCGACUGGGCGCGGCUAUCAUUCAUCAUCCAAUGAAGUCUCUUUAAAAUAACACGUAAAAUAACCGUUCUCUUAAGCAGAAAUGUGCGUUUUCGAUGGAUUACGAUACCAAAACAUGUGUGUUUGCGGUGAAGAAGCGUCGUUAAGCUUUCAAACACUGGAUUUUCUCCCUUCAUUCACACAGCAAAGAAACUAUUCUAUCCAGCAUUAAUAUUCAUAGAAUCAUUACCGUAUAUAAAUAUAAUUGAAUUCAGACGUAAGAACACGAUUUAUUAACGUAGAUUAAUAUAAAAUAGAUAUGUAACUUCACGUAAAAUCAAAAGGAAAUCAGAAAUGCUUGAAAUAAAGAACUCUCUCGAUCAUUGAAAUUCAGUCAUCGUAAGAAUAAGAAAAAUUUAGACAUUAGAGUGUAUUUUAAUUGUUUUAUAAACAAGAAAACAUUUCUGUGUAUUUGAGAUAUAAACUAAUAAAAACAGAGAAGAAAUUUACCUUGUUGAAGGAAUCCUACCAAA
Molecule: messenger RNA, 5805 nt
Organism: Phlebotomus argentipes
Lineage: Eukaryota; Metazoa; Arthropoda; Insecta; Diptera; Psychodidae
Product: peroxidasin
Exons: 14
Coding region: 786-5291 (1501 amino acids)
Biological process (GO): response to oxidative stress
Molecular function (GO): peroxidase activity; protein binding; heme binding
Source: RefSeq, a predicted model, not a curated record